This is a messenger RNA of Rhinichthys klamathensis goyatoka, 1356 nucleotides long. RefSeq names its product protein kinase, cAMP-dependent, catalytic, beta a (gene prkacba). Gene Ontology annotation, molecular function: ATP binding; cAMP-dependent protein kinase activity. The transcript is spliced from 10 exons. The record is from RefSeq and is a predicted model, not a curated record. Bases 121 to 1326 code for a protein of 401 amino acids. Gene Ontology annotation, biological process: peptidyl-serine phosphorylation. Gene Ontology annotation, cellular component: nucleus; cAMP-dependent protein kinase complex. NCBI's taxonomy places the organism in Eukaryota, Metazoa, Chordata, Actinopteri, Cypriniformes, Leuciscidae.
UAAGACAAAGACUCUGUCAAUCUACUUUCAAACAGGAAAUGACUAUGGCUUUUCUGUGCUCCAGAGACUUUAGUUGAAGAGCAUUUGUGGUUAUCAACCAGUUAGAGAGUUUCCUCCUGUAUGAACAGUGCGUGUGUGAUGGCCCAGACAAAAGAUCCAAACUUUGGGCAGUCAUCAGGCACUAACUCUGCCCUUCACAGACUGGACACUUUAGCUAGCCGUUUUUUUUACAAAUACCGGAAAGGAAACCAGGAGAAAGGACUAGAGAAUGAAGGGCCACAUGUGUCAGAGUACACUGGCCUUUGGGACGCAACAAUGAAAGAAGUCUUGACAAAAGCCAAAGAAGAUUUUUUGAUUAAAUGGGAGAGUCAGCCACAGAACACAUCAUGUCUUGAUGACUUUGACAGACUGAAAACUCUUGGGACUGGAUCUUUUGGAAGAGUAAUGCUAGUCAAGCACAGACAGUCGGGACAAUACUAUGCUAUGAAGAUUCUGGACAGGCAAAAAGUGGUGAAGCUCAAACAGAUAGAACACACAUUAAAUGAGAAGAAAAUAUUACAAGCAGUUUCCUUUCCUUUCCUUGUGAAGCUGGAGUGCGCUUUUAAGGAUAAUUCAAAUUUGUACAUGGUCAUGGAAUAUAUCCAAGGCGGUGAGAUGUUCUCACAUCUGAGACGGAUUGGAAGAUUCAGUGAGCAGAAUGCACGUUUCUAUGCCGCUCAGAUUGUUCUGACGUUCGAGUAUCUUCAUACUCUAGACCUUAUCUACAGGGACCUGAAACCUGAAAACUUGCUCAUUGAUCAUCAGGGAUACAUCCAGGUAACAGACUUCGGCUUUGCCAAACGAGUGAAAGGCAGAACUUGGACAUUGUGCGGUACACCAGAGUACCUGGCACCAGAGAUCAUUCUCAGCAAGGGCUACAACAAAGCUGUUGACUGGUGGGCGUUGGGUGUUCUGAUCUAUGAAAUGGCUGCUGGAUAUCCACCUUUCUUCGCGGAUCAACCUAUUCAGAUCUAUGAGAAAAUCGUAUCUGGCAAGGUACGAUUCCCCUCACACUUCAGUUCAGACCUGAAGGAUGUUCUGCGCAAUCUGCUGCAAGUGGACCUCACAAAGCGCUUCGGCAAUUUGAAAAAUGGAGUUAGUGACAUCAAAAACCACAGAUGGUUUGCUACGACAGACUGGAUCGCAAUCUAUGAGAAGAAGGUCGAUGCUCCCAUCAUACCAAAGUGCAGAGGGCCUGGAGACACAAGUAACUUUGAUGAAUAUGAUGAGGAAAACAUACGGGUAUCUGUCACAGAGAAAUGUACAAAAGAGUUCUUGGAGUUCUAGGGUAUCUGUAAAAGCUUUAUUAGGAGGGUU